This is a messenger RNA of Gymnodraco acuticeps, 1543 nucleotides long. RefSeq names its product voltage-dependent P/Q-type calcium channel subunit alpha-1A-like. NCBI's taxonomy places the organism in Eukaryota, Metazoa, Chordata, Actinopteri, Perciformes, Bathydraconidae. Gene Ontology annotation, biological process: calcium ion import across plasma membrane; chemical synaptic transmission. Gene Ontology annotation, molecular function: high voltage-gated calcium channel activity. The record is from RefSeq and is a predicted model, not a curated record. Gene Ontology annotation, cellular component: voltage-gated calcium channel complex; membrane; neuronal cell body.
UAAGGAGCAGCAGAAGAACAACAUUAAGGGCGGCAAGUCGGUGUGGGAGCAGCGGACGAGUGAGAUCCGGCGGCAGAACCUGAUGACCAGUCGAGAGGCGCUCUACAACGAGCUGGAGCAGGAGGACUGGAAGGUGGGAGACGAAGGAGAAGGGGUUGCAAUCCCACGGAAAGCCCGCGGGGACAUGAAGACCCACCUGGACCGUCCGCUGGUGGUCAACCCGCAGGACAACCGCAACAACAACACCAACAAAACCCAACCGGGCGAACUACCUCUGGACCAGGAGUACCAACGCCAGGACAUGGAUCAAUUCCACCGAGUCACCCAUAAUAACCGGCACCACCACCACCACCAUCCGAAAGUCAACGGGUCGGAGAAGGUGGAGACGACCCAGCCGGCGAAGACCCGAAUGGAGCAUGGAUUCAGCUGCACGUCUCUGGGAAACGUUGAGGUUCAACCUGGGGAGGAAAGGCACGGACACAGGAGCCAUCGAGGACAUAGGCACCGAAACAGAGAGGCCCAAAGUGUGUCCCCCCACCACAGCGAGGGAGUCGAGGGGAACCACGAACACAGGAGGUCCCGGCACCGCAAGGGGGAAGAGGGCCGGAGACACAGAUCUAAAGGGACGGAGGGAGAGGGGGAGAAAGGCGAGGAAGGGGAGGGAAGGAAAACGAGAAGGCAUCGCCACAGCAACCAUCACAACAGAAAGGAGCACCACAGUCUCUCCACCACUCGACCCAUUCAGCAGUACAACGAGGACCUGGACAACUUCCGCAACAACAGCAAGUUGGCCAGUGCCCAGGAGCAUCCGUACGACCUUCCACCGGAUCACCCUGACCACGUCAACAACCUGCUGAACUGCCGUGACGCCGACACCCACACGCUGCUGCACAGCAUGGACAGCCUGAUCCUCACCAGCAUGGCCAAACCAGAGUACACCAAGAUAGACAUGCCUCCUGUGUACCCUUACCCCUCCACCAACGCCAUCCUGCAAGUGAACAAGAACGCCAACACCGACCAGAAGAAGAGCGAGGAGAAGAAGGAGGAGGAGGAUGACGAGGGGGGCAAAGAAGACGGACCCAAACCCAUGCCUCCCUUCAGCUCCUGCUUCAUAAUGUCCACCACCAACCCGUUUCGGAAGUGCUGUCACUACAUCCUGACUCUGAAGUAUUUUGAGUUCAGCAUCCUCUCUGUGAUCGCCAUGAGCAGCAUCGCCCUGGCUGCAGAGGACCCCGUCAGUCCUGAGUCACCUCGAAACAAUGUGCUGCGUUACUUUGACUACGUUUUCACAGGCGUCUUCACAUUCGAAAUGUUGAUCAAGAUGGUGGUACUGGGCCUAUUUCUCCACCAGGGCGCCUACUUCCGCGACUUAUGGAAUAUUCUGGACUUUAUAGUGGUUAGUGGUGCUCUGGUGGCCUUCGCCUUCACGCCGAGCAGCACCCGGGGGAGCAGUAAGGGCAAAGACAUCAGUACGAUAAAGUCGCUCCGUGUGCUGAGGGUGUUGCGUCCUCUGAAGACCAUCAAGCGACUCCCCAAAUUAAAG